UCCUUCUUUCUUGUUUCCUUUCUCCCCCCUAGGACUGCAGCACAGCUCAGUGUUUGCGUCUGAAGUGUCAGGUGGGUCGUUUGGAGAGGAGGAAGAACGCCAUCCUCUUCAUCUACUCCAGACUCGCCGUCAACAACUUCCUGCGGACUGAGAAUCAGAAUCGAUCAUACAUGGUUCGAUCCACGGCGACCUUCAACGUCAUCCAGAUGCCGUACAAGAACCUGGUGUCAGAGCUGCCGUCCAACAGCACCACCGUGAGUCUGUCGGUGACAUGGGUAAUGGAGGUCCACACCUCGGUGCCCGGCUGGGUGGUGGCGCUGGCGGUUCUGGCGGGUCUUCUGCUCCUGGCGCUCCUCAUCUUCAUCAUGUACAAGCUGGGUUUCUUUAAGCGAGUGCGACCCCCCCAGGAGGAUUGCACUGAGAAGGAGCAGCUGCAGCCGGAGGAGAACGGCAACACGGACGCCUAGAGGUCAAAGGUCGUCCUUUCAGGUUUCACUGUAUUCACUGUCCAGGGGCAGAAAAACGGUACUGGAGUUUUUUUUAAUUAGUAAUCAUGUUGUGUUUGUGCCAAAAGACAAAUGGAACUAAAGCUAGCUGCCUGUUAGCCUAGCUUAGCAUACAGACUGGAAACAGCUAGCCUGGCUCUGUGCAGUUGACCUUAAUAUCUUGAUAAUAAUCAUGAUGUUGAAGCGGUAAUUGUUCUUUUACAGAGGGUUGUGUAUUUACCGUUGUUUUAUUUGGGUUUUUGCAAGCAUUAAAUAAUUAAUGUAUGAGUUUAAGAAGUGCUGGAUCAGUCAGAGGCUAGCUGUUUCCCAUUGUUUACAGUCUUUAUGCUAAGCUAACUAGCAGUUGGAAAGAGUAGUUUCCAAACUGUCCACCUUCUCCCUUUGACUGAAGUCUCUGAACGCAUCAUGGGUCAAAAGUUGUUGUUUUCCAACGUAUUCUGCAGAGUGUGUGGCCUGAUAUUUAAUUUGCACAUUUUCUGACCCCGGAAAGAUGAAACUGUAGGCGCUCGUUGCCCAGAAAGUCCAGAACUGCUGAUAGGCCAUUUGUUUUUUAACCCCGAUCAACAACACUGUUUUGUGAAAUGAUUGGAGCCUGUAGUGAAGCUGUGCUAGUUUUUAAAGUACGUUAGCUGUGAAGCUAUUUAAUAAAAGCUCUAAAAUAAAAGCUCUAGAAUUAAUUAAGAGGACACCUUUUGUUUAUAAGUCAAUAAUCAACAUUAAAUCGUCGCUGUUCCAAUGCAAUAUUUUUGUACGUUUACGGAAACAACGUUACUUAAAAUGAGGAUAAUGUUAUUAAAAAUACAAAUGAGUGUUGACCCGAGGAAUGUGGUCGUGGCCUUUAUUCUCAUAAGAUAAUGAGAACAUUAGUGAAGUUUAAAAUAUAUUUUGAGACAGCAAUAUGAUGAUGCGUUAGCAAUAAAUAAAAUGGAUAGCGCCGGAUUAGCGCUCUAUUUUUGGAUAAAGAUGGUUCAGUUUGCUAUGGUGUGAUAUGGAUAAGGAGUGUUACAUUAAUAUAUUUCCCCUGAUAUAUUACUUUACUUUGUGUGUUUUUUUUUGGGGGGGGGGGGGGUGUGAUUUGUGUCAAUACUGCUCUGCUUUGGGGAUCUGGUUUUGUGUCUUUUCAGUAUUUUAUUUUAUGUAUUUUUUCUAAAAAACCCUUGCUGAUGAUAAUUAAAUUGAGUCCAGCUCAUUUCAA
Molecule: messenger RNA, 1701 nt
Organism: Notothenia coriiceps (black rockcod)
Lineage: Eukaryota; Metazoa; Chordata; Actinopteri; Perciformes; Nototheniidae
Product: integrin alpha-V-like
Exons: 5
Coding region: 171-467 (98 amino acids)
Biological process (GO): angiogenesis; cell-matrix adhesion; integrin-mediated signaling pathway
Cellular component (GO): integrin complex; external side of plasma membrane
Molecular function (GO): integrin binding
Source: RefSeq, a predicted model, not a curated record